Messenger RNA from Mesorhabditis spiculigera, 2931 nucleotides. The record is from the annotation of a GenBank genome assembly. NCBI's taxonomy places the organism in Eukaryota, Metazoa, Nematoda, Chromadorea, Rhabditida, Rhabditidae.
AUGAUAACGCGGAUUUUCUUACUUUUGUCCCUCUUUUUCGUCAAUUUCGGAUACGCCCUCGACGAAAUUACUGAAGAGCGACUACGCGACGUUUCUCUGGACGCGCUAAUUGAUAUAUUACCAGACGAAAUUAAAGACGAUAUAACUGAAGAUAUCGGCCCUUUUCUCCGAAGUCUCGGCUAUAAAGAUUUAAUAACCUUCAAGACGCUCUUCGAUUUUCCGGUAAAGGAUAUGGAGGAGGCGAUGGUGAGGCUCGCAAAAGCCAAUUUGCCCACCUAUGAAAAAGCGAUAAAUCUGUUCAAUAACUACACACAGCGAUAUGCCAAAUCCACAAAGAGGGCGCAGGCAUUUUUUGAAGUGAUCCACAAGCGCAUCGAGACGGGCGAGAUUUUCGACCUCGGAGAAGAUUGGUCACAAGGGAUGCAGAUGGUGUACCUGGAGGUGCUAUCAGAUGAGGACCGCGAUUCUGUGGCCAAGAAUAUGCCAUUUAUUCACCGCUUGUUCUCAGACCGAAAAUUCCUGGACCGGAUGAGCGAACGGCUUGUCCUAAUCUAUGCCACCUAUUCCGGCAUCAGCCUCGAAGAACUGGCAGCGCCGGAGAUUGGUGAAAUUGUAGUUGAGGAUCCGGAAGAAGCGGAACAAGACGAAAAAGAGUCGCCAGCACCCCCAACUGGCGGCCCUUGCGAUGACGCCCCGACGCCGUCGGCCAAGAAAGUCUGUCUCCAGAUGACAAAGUGGAACGCGAAUGCGAAGGUAGAAGCCUCAAAGAAGAAAACCGUGGCUUUACCACCUGGAGCCGCUGCUGGCUUUGCUGCUGACUUGGCCCCAAUUGCGACCAGCUUGGAGGCUUGUGUUGAUAUGGCCUGCAUGUGCCAAUUCUUGGCCGGAAGUCGAACAACCCCAUGCAGCGUCAACGGGAAACCGGUUACGAAGACAAUCCGCAAGGAAUACCGUAUGAUGACCGACGCGGAAAGGCAGCGCUUCCACGCGGCGUUCCUUGAAUUCCGAAGACUUGGAAGGUUCACUCAGAACGCCGCUAUGCACAGCUCGAUGGGUAUGUCUGGAGGCGCACAUGGAGGCCCAGCUUUUGCCGGAUGGCAUCGUGAAUUCGUCAAGAGGAUCGAGUUCGAGCUGAAGAAGAUUGAUCCGGAAGUGUACCUCCCCUACUGGGACUCAACUCUGGAGUGGCGUCUGCCCAGAGGCCAGGACAGUGUCUUGUUCGGAGAUGAGCUUAUGGGAACCCCGGUCGGAAACGUCGUCACCGGAGCGUUCAAAGGAUGGACGGAUACUAGCAACCAACCCCUCCGUCGCAACACCGGAGGCGAAGGACAACCCUUCUCGGACCCUGACAUCGCUCAAUUCUUGAACCAGGCAACGGUCCAGGCUGCUUUUGCCUAUUCGCCGGAAGGAGGAGGUUGCCCCGUACCGCAGAACUACUACAGUCUGGAGAUGAUCCACGGCAACGUGCACCUUUGGAUCGGAGGCCACAUGGAGCGCCCCGAAAACUCAGCCAACGACCCCAUCUUCUACCUCCACCAUUGCUUCGUCGACUUGCUGUUCGAGUUGACCAGGCAGAAAAAUCAGGACCGCAACCGCCGCGAGACCGAGUACCCACCGGAUAACGCCCUCUGCUCAAACCCACAGCACUUCUCGGGCGCCAGAAUGGCACCAUUUAACCAAUACAGGAACAUUGAUGGCCUCUCCAACAAGUACACCGACGAGCUGUACGAGUACGCGCCAAGGCCGACUUGCACUGCCCAGAACCCUAGCUGUGGCAGUCGCUUCCUCUUCUGCGACAUGUCCCACGGGCAGGCCCGCUGCGCCAGCAAGGUUCGCGUCGGCGGCAGUUGCCAAGGCUUCAACGCCAACGAGGACUCGUGCUACAAUGGGCGUUGCCAGGCCGGAGUUUGUGUGGCUUCGGGCCCUCCAGUGACGACCCCCGCUCCUGUGACAACUACCAGGCCCAAUACGAAUACUGUACCGCCACAGCAGAACGAUUGUUGGAACGAGAACCAGUGUUGCCAAUCCUGGGCCGACCGUGGAGAGUGCCAACGCAACGCUCAGUACAUGAGGGACUUCUGCAAGGCGUCCUGCAACUUCUGCAAGCCCCAAAAACCGCUGAGAGAUGACUGCACCGAUCGCCACAACUCGUGCGCGUCGUGGUCCCGCUCCGGCGAGUGCAACCGGAACCCGGAUUGGAUGGCCGAGAAUUGCCGACAAAGCUGCAACAAGUGCCAACAGACAAGAUCCCAGGCGUGUGCUGCUGGAAAUCAAGCCACCACGCCUCGACCGGCCGAAGACAAGUGCCUAUCCCCUGGCUGCUUCAACGAGUUUGCCUGCUGCCCCUUGUGGGCUAUGCAAGGCCAAUGCCGCAGCAACCAAAAGUUCAUGUCCUGCCAGUGCAAAGUGUCCUGCGGAAUCUGCUACUCUCAGGAUUAUCCUUAUGGAUCUUGUACCGACUACCACAAGGACUGCGCCGCGUGGGCUCGAAAUGGGGAGUGCCAGAAGAACCCAUGGAUGGAGGAGAACUGCCGAUCGUCGUGUAAUACCUGCUUCGCGCAGUGGGAGUUGCCGAAUAUGUGUGGAGCGACCAGCCAAGCUGGCCUUAUCGCCGGCCGACGUCAGCAAAACGCUCAGCAGCAAACCCCUCGUGGUGGCUGGUUCCAAAACGGGUGGAACAACGUGCCGCAAGGAGGCGGACGAGGUGGAGGAGGGCCCAGGAGAAGACCCGCUGGCCAAAACGGAUGGGGCCAACAACAAUGGGGCGGACAGGGCGGAGACGGGUGGUCGCCGAAUCAGGGAGGAGGCGGAUGGAAUAAUGGCGGACUCGUCGGCAACAUCCUCAACAGGUUCGCAGGCGGCGGAUGGGGCCAGGGCGGUUGGGGCAGGCGCCGGAGGGAAGCUCAACCGGUCAACGGAAGUUCAAAGCCU